Messenger RNA from Protopterus annectens (West African lungfish), 269 nucleotides. RefSeq names its product cytochrome c oxidase assembly factor 6 homolog. The transcript is spliced from 3 exons. The record is from RefSeq and is a predicted model, not a curated record. The coding region runs from base 75 to 269 and encodes 64 amino acids. Gene Ontology annotation, biological process: respiratory chain complex IV assembly. Lineage: Eukaryota; Metazoa; Chordata; Ceratodontiformes; Protopteridae. Gene Ontology annotation, cellular component: respiratory chain complex IV; mitochondrion.
GUGCUUGUGAAGUAUGCUGUGUUAUGUAUGGAUAAGUACAUGGAUAUGGAUGCAAGCAACUUAGCCAAGAAGACAUGACUGCACCAACAGCAGAAGAAAGGAAGACAUGUUGGGGAGCAAGAGAUAGAUACUGGAGAUGCUUAGAUGAACACAGUGAUGAUGCUUCUCAGUGCCAGAAAUUCAGGACUCAUUUUGAACAGAGCUGUCCAGCCAUAUGGCUUUUAUCAGAGAAUAUCGUAAGAAAUCACAGUGCGAUCAAAACACAGUAA